This is a messenger RNA of Cydia fagiglandana, 2640 nucleotides long. Its product is annotated as glycolipid transfer protein. Gene Ontology annotation, molecular function: lipid transfer activity. The transcript has 6 exons. The record is from RefSeq and is a predicted model, not a curated record. The coding region runs from base 199 to 819 and encodes 206 amino acids. Gene Ontology annotation, cellular component: cytoplasm. Gene Ontology annotation, biological process: intermembrane lipid transfer. Lineage: Eukaryota; Metazoa; Arthropoda; Insecta; Lepidoptera; Tortricidae.
UCAUGUUUGACAAUAAGUGAAGAAGAUAGAUUAUAUAUAAACUAUUUUAAAUAGAAUCAAAAUAAGAAUGUAUCUAUUAUAAACAAUAAUUAAAUAUUAAUAUAAUAAGUACAUUGCGCGUCAAGUGUCUCAUUGGAUCAUCAUAGAUUUUUAGUCGUAGAUUGGACUACUUCAGCAAGAUAACAUAUUAUUGUGAAGAUGGCUAGCAGUACCACGCCAGAAAAUAACAGCUUUCUCGAGAAAGUAAAGGAUUUCCCACCAAUUAUUGAUGGCAAAAUUAAUGCAGUAAAAUUUAUUGAAUCAACUCUGGGCUUGUUAUGGGUUGUUGAGAGCCUUGGUAAAAUUUUUGCUCCAGUUAAAUAUGACAUGGAAGGAAAUAUUGAUAAAAUCAAGAAGUUGGACCCAAAAGAAAACUCCUGUUUACUAGAAUUAUUACAUAGAGAAUGUUUACAAUCUCAGGGCAAACCCGUAGCAACUGAGGGAUUAUUAUGGCUUAACAGAUCACUAUGUUUCUUUGAAAUUGUGUUUGAAGAAAUGAUAAACUUGAUGGAGGAAAACAAUUUGGAUAUAAAUAUGAGGAAGAUAUAUACCAUUGCAUAUGAGGGGUCUGUUAAGAGAUAUCACAACUGGGUUACUCAACAAAUAUUUGCACUCAUUUGCCGGUUGGCCCCUACACUUCAUCAACUGUUGAAAUCAUUUGGAGUCGACACCAACAACGUAGCUUCAUUUAAAACCAGGCUCACAAGUUUUAACAUAACAUUACAUUUAGUGAGGUGUAAAAUUGAUGAUUUUUACAAAGAUAAUAAUUUAUUUUGUUAAUAAUAAUACUUAAAGCUAGUAUUUUAAUAAGGCGCCAUAUUUAUUAUCCGAUUAGCAGUAGCAUUUGUAUAUACCAUUAAGUAAAUUUGAAAUUAAGAAUAGUGCAGUCAGUAAUAGUUAAUAAAAGCAGAGGCUAAACUGUUUUUAAACAUGCCUAUGUUUAGCAUGUGAUUUAUUUAUAGAAGUUGCUAUUUCAUUGUCUUCAUUUUAUGUAGUUGCAGCUGAGAUACUAUGCUAACUAUGCCAAAAUAUUGCUAUACCAAAAUAGUAACAAAAACAAAAUAAGGAAUUCAGUGCCUUGAUGAGUAUGGUCAUUCAUAGUUUCCAUUACCAAAAAAUUAAAAGUAGAACGAAUGAUUACUUAGUUGUGAUACCUAUUACCUAUAUCAUUAACAUCACAAGGAUCUUGACUUGAAACCUCAUAUUACUUUAAAAAAAUUGUUUUUUAAUGAUUAAGGUUCGGUCUAUUACUUUUUUUUAAGUAUAAAGGAGACAUAAUUGACAUAUUAUUAAUAUGUUAAUUACUCUAAAAACAUAAUUAUGGCAUAGAUGUUUUUGUGUGGGCUAAUAUAAAAAUUUCCUAUAUAGGCAGUUUAUAAAAAUACUUAAGACCAGUAGUCUCCAACCUUUAUGAUGGUUUCCUUUUUGUGGGCAGUAUUGAGAUUGUAUGGUAUUUGGCACUUUUCACAUGCCAAGUUGGCAGGCUGUAGACCUGGCCCACAUUUCGAGACUGCUGCUUUAGACCACUGUUAGCCUUAUAAAUCUUAUAAUGUAUAAUUAGUAAGGUCAAACUAAAAAAAAAAUGUACCUACCCUAGAAAAUUAUGUGUGAAGUUAAGUGUUUAGAGAUUAUUACUCAUUACUAAAUCAAAAUUUGAAUGACAUAUGUAAUGGGUCAUGGACUCAAACACAAAAUUAAAAUUGUACUUAUGUAAGAAAAUAACAGCAGAAUACUUAGCAUAACUGUUAUAUUGCUUUACUCUUUAAAAUGUUGAUUUAAUAAAAGUGCAUAAAAUGUUAAUAUGGUGUGCUAUAAAAAUCUGUAAGUAAAGGACUUUUACAAAAAAGUCAUGAGUGUUUUUCAAUCUCAUAUUUUUCUUAGUACAAGACUUAAUAAUAAAGUCACUGUAGUGGUGUGGUCAUAGCAACCUAACAGUAUUAAGCAUAAUUCUGGCCAUGUUUGGGGUCAAAAGGGUCCUAUAAAAUAUGGCUCAGUGUAUCAUUGUUCUGUAAUUUAAAGCAAAUGCAGACCUACAUAGAAAUUCUUUAUUGUUUACAAAAUAAUACUUAGCCUAAGGUACCCUCUCAUAUUAGAGACUGUGUUGAAAUUUUACAAAAAUUGUGGAACUAUAAAUGCAUAUUGAGUAUCUAGAUUAAAAAUUCGAACCCAUUUGAUUGUGAUGCACAAGGCAUUACAUGAGCUUAGGUUAAACUACCUAAAUGUAAAAUUUCUGAUAGGUAUGGAACUAUUUUAACAUUUCUAAAUUUAAGGGUGCAUUGCUGAUUUAAAUAAAUGUACCUAUAAGUAUGUCUAUAUUAAAUUAAAUUGAGGAAAUUAACACAAGCAGUAUGAGAAUUUUGUAAUGUGCCCUCAGUCUAUUUGGCGUAAACUACCAAAAUGUUGCCCCACUUUAAAUAAUUUCGUUUGCCCCUGUUCUUGUAGGAAACUUGUUGAUGAUGCUGCCUUUAAAUACGAUUGAAGGGCCCAAUCAUUGGAAGGAGCCAUCAUUAAUAUAGAGGAAAUGCUACAAAAACCUUUUUUGCAAGCUGUGAGUGUGCUGUGUACGAUGAUCUUGUUUAAGAAUAAAUUAUUUAUUUUUAA